Iphiclides podalirius (scarce swallowtail) is the source of this 1185-nucleotide messenger RNA. NCBI's taxonomy places the organism in Eukaryota, Metazoa, Arthropoda, Insecta, Lepidoptera, Papilionidae. The record is from the annotation of a GenBank genome assembly.
AUGAUGUAUCAUAUAGCUUUGUUACUUAUUGCUAUAAAAAUAAUUUUCAUACCUUUAUAUCACUCGACAGAUUUCGAAGUACAUAGAAAUUGGUUAGCAAUUACACACAAUCUUUCUACUGAGCAAUGGUAUUAUGAAAAAACUUCAGAAUGGACUUUAGAUUAUCCUCCACUAUUUGCUUGGUUAGAGUAUGGGCUAUCCUAUAUAGCAAAAUAUUUUGAUCCCGAAAUGAUAAAAGUACAAAAUUUAAAUUAUGAGUCACAGCUGACUAUUAUAUUUCAAAGGCUGUCUGUAAUAAUUUUAGACUUCUUAUACAUUUUAAGUGCUAAAAGUUGUUCUAACCUUAUAGGAAAUGGAAAGUUGUUGGUGUUUGUUUUAUUAACUACAAAUCCUGGAUUGUUAAUGAUCGAUCAUAUCCAUUUCCAGUACAAUGGAUUUUUGUUUGCCUUUCUUAUGUUCUCAAUUUCUAACAUGAUACAGGAAAAGCAUUUGCAAGCAGCAGUUUUGUUUGCCGUUUUGCUUAAUUUAAAGCAUAUAUAUCUGUACGUGGCUCCAGCUUAUAUAGUGUACUUGUUAAGAACAUAUUGUUUCACCGUUUCAUCUACAGAUGGAGUUCAUACUGCUUGGUACUCAUUUUCUAUGAAAAAUGUAAUAAAAUUGGGUAUCACUGUUGUAUCAGUAUUUGUUAUAUCUUUUGGACCAUUUAUCAAACAUUUGCCUCAGGUCAUAUCCAGGCUCUUCCCAUUUAAGAGAGGGUUGUGCCAUGCAUAUUGGGCACCUAAUUUUUGGGCUUUGUAUAAUUUUGGAGAUAAAUUACUACAUCAUUCAUUUAAAGAAUUUGGGAAAGAAGUCAAAAUAAAUGAGGCUUCUAUGACUGGAGGUUUAGUACAGGAAUAUGAACAUGCUGUUCUGCCGUCUAUAAGGCCUAGUACAACGUUCAUUUUAACAUUAUUGACCAUGAUCCCAGCACUUGUUAAGUUAUGGUACCUCGGAGCUGAUAGAAUGUAUAGAAGUGUGAGUUUUGUAAGGUGUUUGACAAUCUGUGCAACCUGCUCGUUCAUGUUUGGUUGGCACGUUCACGAAAAGGCUAUCUUGAUGAUUUUAAUCCCAUUAAGAAAAACACGCCACGCACUGGUGGCGGCAAAAUAUCGUUGGGGGCGCAUUUCGACCCGCCGCCGCACCAGA